Molecule: messenger RNA, 3018 nt
Organism: Helianthus annuus (common sunflower)
Lineage: Eukaryota; Viridiplantae; Streptophyta; Magnoliopsida; Asterales; Asteraceae
Product: beta-galactosidase 3
Exons: 17
Coding region: 139-2679 (846 amino acids)
Biological process (GO): carbohydrate metabolic process
Cellular component (GO): vacuole; cell wall
Molecular function (GO): carbohydrate binding; beta-galactosidase activity
Source: RefSeq, a predicted model, not a curated record
ACCAUAUAUGUCGGUGUGCAGCUGAUCUGGCUGAAACAAAUCAACAAUAUUACCCCCUUUUCAGCCUCUCACUCCCUCCUCACCCCAAACCCUUCUUCCCCUGCUCUGCUCAUUCUUCCCCAAUUUCAACCCCAAAUCAUGGAAACCAGCUCGGUUUCCAAAUGGGUUUUGCUCUUCUUGCUCUUACUUCAAAUGGGUGUUCAAAAGAUUCAGUGUACUGUCACAUAUGACAACAAGGCCAUUGUUAUUAAUGGUCAAAGAAGAAUCUUGAUUUCUGGUUCUAUACAUUACCCCAGAAGUACCCCAGAGAUGUGGGAAGAUUUGAUUAUGAAGGCUAAAGAAGGAGGGCUUGAUGUGAUUGAAACUUAUGUGUUUUGGAAUGUGCAUGAGCCUUCUCCUGGCAAUUAUAAUUUUGAAGGGAGAUAUGAUUUGGUGAGAUUCUUGAAGACGGUGCAAAAAGCAGGGCUUUAUGCUCAUCUCCGUAUUGGACCUUAUGUUUGUGCUGAAUGGAAUUUUGGAGGAUUCCCAGUUUGGCUGAAAUAUGUUCCUGGAAUUAGCUUCAGAACUGAUAAUGAGCCAUUUAAGAGGGCUAUGAAGGGUUUCACUGAGAAAAUUGUGAACAUGAUGAAGAGUGAAAAACUGUUCGAGUCAGAAGGAGGUCCGAUAAUCCUAUCUCAGAUUGAAAAUGAGUAUGGGUCUAUUGGGAAAGCACUUGGAGGUGCUGGAUAUAACUACAUGACUUGGGCUGCAAAGAUGGCCGUCGGAUUGGGGACAGGUGUCCCAUGGGUCAUGUGCAAGCAAGAAGAUGCCCCUGAUCCUAUUAUAAACACAUGCAAUGGUUUCUAUUGUGACGCUUUCUCCCCGAACAAGCCAUACAAACCAACCAUUUGGACCGAGGCUUGGAGUGGCUGGUUCACGGAAUUCGGUGGCCCAGUCCAUGAGAGGCCCGUUCAAGAUUUGGCAUUUGGCGUUGCGCGGUUCAUACAAAAGGGUGGAUCAUUUUUCAACUACUAUAUGUACCACGGAGGAACGAAUUUCGGUCGCUCUGCUGGAGGCCCGUUCAUCACUACCAGUUAUGACUAUGAUGCUCCACUUGAUGAAUACGGUUUGAUCAGACAACCAAAAUACGGGCAUUUGAAGGAGCUUCACAAAGCUAUCAAGCAAUGUGAACCCGCUUUAGUUUCCGCAGAUCCUACAGUCACUUCUUUGGGAAACCUUCAACAGGCCCAUGUAUUUUCUUCCGAAUCCGGACACUGUGCGGCUUUUCUAGCUAAUUACAACCCAAAUAACGCUGCCAAAGUGAUGUUCAACAACAUGCACUAUACAUUACCACCAUGGUCCAUCAGCAUCCUUCCCGAUUGCACUAACGUCGUCUUCAACACCGCAAAGGUUGGGGUUCAAUCGACACAAAUGGAAAUGUUGCCGACGAAUACCGAUUUGUUUACAUGGGAAACGUACAAUGAAGAUCUGACCACCGCUGAUGACAGCUCGACUUUCACUGUGACGGGUCUACUAGAGCAGGUUAAUGUCACCAGAGAUAAUAGCGAUUACCUUUGGUAUUCUACAAAUGUUGAAGUAAGUUCUUCUGAAUCGUUUUUGAGAGGCGGGGAGCAUCCUAAAUUGUUGGUCCAGUCAACGGGUCAUGCUCUUCAUGUGUUUGUUAAUGGAGAACUUUCAGGUUCGGCUUUUGGAACACGUGAAAACAGGAGAAUUACUUACAAAGAAAAAGUCAAUCUCCGUCCCGGGAACAAUAAGAUAUCACUGCUUAGUGUUGCCAUGGGAUUACCGAAUAUCGGAGGACAUUAUGAAACAUGGGAAACCGGAGUUACGGGUCCAGUGGCUUUGUACGGUCUUGAUCAGGGGAAGCAAGAUUUGUCAUGGGCUAAAUGGACCUACCAGGUUGGCUUGAAGGGUGAGGCCAUGGACGUUAUCUCUGCGAACCAUAUGUCAUCGGUUGCAUGGCUGCAGGGUUCUCUUAUCGCUCAGAAACAACAGCCGCUAACAUGGCACAAGGCUUCUUUUAACGCACCAGAGGGAGACGAGCCGUUGGCUCUAGACAUGAGCAGUAUGGGCAAAGGUCAAGUAUGGAUCAACGGUCAAAGCAUAGGAAGAUACUGGACCGCGUACGCCACCGGUAACUGCCAAGGGUGCCAUUAUGCCGGUACUUACCGCCCUCCCAAAUGUCAGCUCGGAUGCGGUCAACCAACCCAGCGAUGGUACCACGUGCCUCGAUCGUGGUUAAAGCCGACAGACAAUUCACUGGUGCUAUUUGAAGAACUCGGUGGAGACCCGACCCGUAUUUCACUAGUCAAACGGUCAACAACAACCGUAUGUGCGGAUAUGUUUGAAUAUCAUCCAAACAUCAAGGACUGGCAUAUUGAAAGCUAUGGUAAAACACAAGAGCUCCAUAGACCGAAGGUGCAUUUACACUGCGGUCCAGGUCUAACCAUUUCCGCUAUUAAAUUCGCGAGCUUUGGAACCCCGCUGGGAACAUGUGGCACAUUCCAACAAGGAACUUGUCAUGCUCCGACAUCCUACGAUGUCAUUCAAAAGAGGUGUAUUGGGAAAGAAACGUGUGUGGUGACCAUAGCAAACAGCAACUUUGGUGAAGACCCGUGCCCCAACAAACUGAAGCGGUUGACAGUUGAAGCCGUGUGCGCUCCAAGUGCAAGAGGUUGAGUGCAAAGUAAACAGGAAAGAGAGAUACUAAUCAACAAAGUUGUGAUUUAAUUAGAAGGUAAUGUAGGGUGUAUAUUAGUGAAGAUCUCAGGGGUUCUAAAUUGGGAGCCUCGUGAUGGGUCGGAGUACUACUGGUUAUCUGGCGUUUUUGACCGGAAAGUAGAACCAGUUGUUUACCUGAAUAUUUGGUGUGAUUUAUUUGUAUGAUUGUUAAAUGUUUAAGGUUGGGGGAACCGAAACCUCAGAUUUAGGUUCAGGUUUUAGGAAUGGUUCCUAUACUGAACAUUUAUGUUAAUUGUGUGCAGUUUUUAAUGUCAACCAUCAAUUGUCUUUUCUAAU